AAACAUGGCGGGCAAAAUUUGUACCGUUGAAACUUGUUUAAAAGAGGUAAUUUAAGAAAUGGAUGAAAGAAAACAAGAUUUUCCCCUCACAGUAUCAUCUCUGCAGAGAAAAACUGUAUCUGUCGAUGUUCAGAAACCAGCUAUUUCUCAAAACUCGCCAUCAAAGACAGAAAUUUUACAAGAUUUAAACGAACACUUGGCUGUUCAUGCAGAGCGAAUGCGGUUACUUAAUCGUGCUGAAGAGGGACUUGUCAGUGAUAGCUUCAGUCCAUACUCAGGUCGUCAUUCUAGUCCAGGAGAUAACAAAGAAGUAUCUUCUAAGAAUAUUAAUGAUGAUAAAGAAACAAAUACCUCAAAAAUCCCAGUGCUUUCCAAAAGACAGAAAAGAAGGGAGAAAGAAAAUCUUUCGAAGCCAACGAUGAAACCUGACCUGAUGAAAACGACAACGCUGGAGAUCCACCCCGUACAGGAGAGAGUCGCGCAAAAAGCGGACAAACCCAGUCACCCCGUACCAGAGAAAGUUGCACAGAAAGCAGACAAACAACAGUCCAGGAAAGGGGUCCCUCGAGGGAAAAAGAGUGGGGUACAGAUAAAAAACUACCGGGCGGACUAUACAUGGAACAGAGGAGGACGGUUAAAGGAACUAAGGAUUAGGCAUUUAGCAAGAAAAUUUUCCAAACUUUGGAAAAAUAAAACUUUUGGAAGAGUGCUUCCAUCUGUGGCAAGGCGACAUUAUGAGACCCAUCUGAUGAGACAGGUAUACAGGGAGUGGCAUGGAAUGUGGUGGGAGGUCAGAAAAGAAUGGAGGUUAAUGGUGCGAGCAGAAUGUCAUCACAGAUAUGUGGUUUGGAGUAAAGUGUUUGAAGCUUGGAGACUAUAUGUUCUCUAUCAGAAGGCUACUGCAGAAAAACUGGAGCUGGCCACAGCCAUUAGUAACAAAGCUAUUCUGUGCAGGAGUCUUAAACAUUGGAAGAACUUUGUUAAUAUGCAGAGAGGAAAAAAGAAAAUUAAAUCAGAGGCAGACAGUCAUUAUCACCAGGUGUUAACCAGGUUUGUGUGGAUUAAAUGGAAGGAGCAGUACAGACUCCAGCAGGAGAGACAGGAAAUGGAAGUAGUAGCUUUACAGUUCUGGGCGUACAGAAUUCAGGCACAGCACUGGUUGAUAUGGUCAGACAAACUUAAGAACAAACGCCAAAUUUACCAUAGACAUGCUCUGUCGCUCCGGCACUACCAACAGACAGUGAAGAGGAAAUGCUUUCUUGCUUGGACUCGGUAUUGGCUGCAGAAACGAGACAGGAAAAGACAGAAAGAUUAUGCAGAUAAAUACUAUGGCCAGAGCUUGAGAUAUCAGACAUUUUAUACCUGGAUGAAGCAGUACCAGCUCCAACAGUCCAUCAAAUCUCACCAACAUCACAUCGAGGUCCUGGCAGCAAGAUUCCAGAGGAGGCGUUUCUUCCAGAUCUGGAAACAUUACAUGAUGAUACAAGAAAACAAGAGAGAGAAGAUGUAUAAAGCAGAGAUUCAUUACAGGAAAAAAUUGAUGCUGUUGGGAUUUAAUGCUUUUAGACUCAAUGUGGUGCAGCUAAGGGUUAAAGAGAUGAGAAAUGAGUUAGCCAUUCAACAUUACUUUAAAACACUUUUGAACCGACACUGGCAGAUCUGGCUACAGAAAUGUGAGAACAAUGAAGAGCUACAGAUAAGCCAUCUUACCAAACAGGCACACACACAUUAUCAGAGUGUCCUCAAAAGAAAAUGCUGGAAUGCUUUGGUGUUGUAUACCAGAUAUAGAGAGCAAAGAAAAACACAGAAAGUACAGGCAGAUGCUUUCUUUUUCGUUCACUCCAUGCCAAGAUUUGUCUUCCAGUGGAGGAUUUAUGUAGAAAUGGAGAAAAUUAAGAGGGAAAAUCAGGAAAAAUAUACAAGUUUUAGAAGAGAGAAUUUGAUUGCCCGUUUCUUCUACCAGUGGUAUAAUUCCUAUGAAGAACACAGAGAAUUCAGAAUGAACUGGAGAAUGGCUGUUUUACAUCAUGAAGAUAGUAUGAGGAAACAUUUCCUGUCCAGAUGGAGAAGCCGACUACAGUCUUGUCUGCAGGAAAGGGACAAAGAGAGCCUGGCUGAGAAUCAUUACCAUUCCUCUAUAUGUAGGAAGCACCUGCUAGCCUGGGUACAGUACGUCAGGGAUCUAAGAAAAAUGGAAACAUUAGAAACAAAAGCAGUGACUCAUCAUUACAAAUCCUCACUGAAAAGAGUUCUACAAACAUGGAUUGAGUACACAAAAGAAAUUAAACAAGAGAAGUCACAAUGGCUGAGAGCCACCAAAUUUUAUCAAAUGAAGUUGUGUAAAAAAGUUGUGAGUGCUUGGAAUGCACAGAGAAUUCAAGGGAGACAAUUCCAGAUUCUGGCUGAGGAGAGAUACAGACAUAAGUGCAAUGUUUGCAAAAGGUGGGCUUUUAAGACUUGGAGAGACAAUGUUCAGGAGAAUCUGAGAGACAGACAGGAGGAUAAAGCUGCCAUUAUCCACUACAAUAGACAACUCCUACACAAGCUGUUGUUGACUUGGCAUAGAUAUGCUGCUAUUCAUGCUUACAAGAAAUCUGAGACCAGACAAUGGGUGGAAUCCACAAAACAGGCCCUAGACAGAAACAAGUUGCAAAGAUAUUUCUGGCAAUGGCAAAAAGCACGAGAUGAAAGAAUCUUACAAAAGUUCAAACAUGAACAAGCUGUCAAUCAUCAUGAUACUGUGAUCCAACAGAGGGCGCUGUUCCAAUGGAAAGAGUUCACAGUUACUGCAGUGAAGAAAAAUCUUCUAAUGAAACAGUGUGUGUGGUUUCACAACAUCAGAUUAAUGAGUAAUUUCCUGUCACUUUGGAAAUGGAGGUACCAGUUAAGACAAGAGGAGAACCAGAAAACUGACAUCGCUUUGUGGCAUUGGAGUUUGGUUCUCCAAAAGAAGAUUCUGGUCGUGUGGUUUGGCUACACUGCAGACAGGAAGAGAAAGAAAGAGCGAAUCACUCAGGCUUUGGAGAGACGACGCACUAGACAAAUACGUCAGGGUGUCACUCAGUGGAUCGCCGUGGCAACAGACCUGUCAAAUAUGAGAGCUAAAAUUGCAGCCCAGCAAAAUGCCAAGGAUGCCUUUGCCAAACAUCAGUUAGUCCAGCGUUGUGCGUUACACUGGCGAUACAUCACAGCCAAAAGGAACACAAGGGGAGAUCACUCUAACAGGAAAAAGCAGGACUUACUGCAAUUUGAGAAGAAAAAUGUAGACUAUAUUCCAAAAUUAAAACCUAAGGACUUACAAAAACAGGAAGUCAUGUGUAAACCCUUUCCAAACUUUCCACUGGAGUCCAGGUCCCCACAGAGACUACCAGACAAUGAACAGACUGUCUCAUCUGUACGAUUACCAGGAAGAAGAAAACCCCGGCAUCCUUCAUUCCUAGAAGAAUCUCUUAAAAGAGCUGGCCUAUUUUCUGAGGAAAGCAAACUUAGUCAUCCUGCCUCUAAAAUGUUAGAGGAAAGGAAACAUAUUCAUUCUGUCCGUGUGAUGUCAGAGGAGGGAAAAUCUAGUCAUCCUGCCCAUGUCCAAGCCCAUGCUAGUCUAUUUGUACCUACCUCAGACCUGCCUGGACCUGAAGAUUUAUCAAUUGUACCUCCAUGUGACAACAGCCAGAUCCCUCCACUAGACAUACAUGGAGUGGGUAGUCUUCCAUACAUUCAGGAAAACACCCACAUUUAUCAGGAACAUAUAUCUGUGCUGUCUUCUGCUGCUGAAGUAACACAACACCAUGUUCAAUUGGAUCACGUUCAAUCUAUACGGCCUAGAGCUGGAGGGGAAUUCCAGCUCUUAACUCCAGAUCAUUUUCUUUCCCAUCCAGAUUAUGUUCUUCCAACAUUUCAAAGUGAUGUUUCCCCUUUAAGUACCCCAAGAACAGUUGACUCUACAUCACUAGCUGUCAGAUCAAUGAUACAGACUAUAGAUAGUACUGCAGGCAUUCCAGAGGCCCCAAGCAGGGUAAAUGAUCAACAAACUAUCCCUUUGAGUGAACAAAUAGUCAGGAUAAGAAAUCAGCUGAAAAGUUUUGAACAACAAAAGAGAAAGCUCAGGAAGUUACAAAAACAGCACAAACAGCUAUCUUCCUGGCUUGAUGAUGAAGAGGGGACCGUCUCAGAGUCUGAAAUAAUGGAGGUGAAAGAAGAAGUGAGGGAGAUGGAGAAGGAAAUUAAAACACUACAAGCUGAGAUUGAGAGGCAAAAACCAGAAUGUGCGCAGUUAGUUGAAAAGGUCAAUCAACUCAUUCAGGUGAUGUCAGAAAGGUCAUCCAGCUCAUUCUAAUGAUGACAGAAAGGUCAAUCAACUCAUUCAAAUCUUAAUGAUGUCCAAAAGGUCAAACAACUCAUAUAAAUGAUGUUGGAAGGGUUAACCAACUCAUUUAAAUGAUGUCGGAGCAGAUUUUAUAAUGACAACCAAGCAAUGAAUGAACUGCCAGAGGAAGAUAGUUUUAGGGAUUAGUUUACAUUUAAGGAAUGAUAUUAGAUAUUUAGCUCCAAGAGAAACUCUUCUUGACCUUGAAAUUUUAUUGUUGAUUUGAGAGGUCAAAUUUGUCUUCCGUUAACAAAUAUUUUCUAA
Messenger RNA from Saccostrea echinata, 4627 nucleotides. Its product is annotated as protein SFI1 homolog. The coding region runs from base 59 to 4333 and encodes 1424 amino acids. The record is from RefSeq and is a predicted model, not a curated record. Lineage: Eukaryota; Metazoa; Mollusca; Bivalvia; Ostreida; Ostreidae. Gene Ontology annotation, molecular function: phosphatase binding. The transcript has 29 exons.